GUGCCUUCCCCCUCCCACCACUUUCUCUCUCACACAGAUUCACAUUCAAUACGUGUGAGACAAAAUCCAACACCAAGAUACAUCAUGUUUAUGUGAAUGUGUGUGUGUCUGUUGACAGACAGAAGGGCUAUGACAGAACAUGCCGAAAUUAAUCCUUUUAAAGUGAUGUAUAUUUACGACAUAUUUCAAUGAUGUAUGCAAAAAUGGAGCUUCAACUGGCCCUGUCUCUCUCUUCUUCUUCGUCUUCAUCUUCUACACAGUUUGAUCUGAACGAUCAGAACCAUGAAACUGUACAAGGAAAAGCCAUGUUUGGGUUCAUGAAAACGGAGGAUUUAUUGAAAAGGAAGCUCUGCGUUAAUGGCGAUGAUGAUGAAGAAGAGUUCCUUGUCCCUGAAACACUGCCUCUUCUUUUCUGCAACAAUAGUAACGACGAUUAUGGUGAUGAUGUGAAUGAAGUUGAAUCCACUUUUAUGUUCAUCAAUCACAAAAACGGUGGAGAUGAGAAUGGUGUAAUCGGGUGGCCACCGGUGAAAUCAACGAGGAAGAAGCUUUGCCACCAGAACCAUGGUGGCAGUGGUGGUGAUGAUGGUCGUCGAGGAAGCGGAGGGUCAAAGUCAAUGUAUGUUAAGGUGCAAAUGGAAGGAGAUGGAAUUGCAAGAAAGAUUGACCUUAACCUACACCAUUCUUACCAUACACUCGUUCACACGUUAGCCAAUAUGUUUGGGAAGUGUAAAGAAGAAGUGAAGCUUACGUAUCAAGACCAAGAAGGGGAUUGGUUGCUUGCUACUGACGUGCCUUGGGGAUCAUUUAUGGAGGCAGUUCAGCGUCUAAAACUACUAAGAAAUGCCAAAGUUGUUCAGCUCGACAAUGAACUACGUAAAACUACUAUCGACGAUUCAAAAAUCAUAGAAUAUUACAUUCGGAUCAAGGCGGUUGACGACUGGAUUGAUAAUAUUGAUGUUGCAGUCCCAAAAAAGAACCUUGUCAUGUACACCAUCAUUGGAUUGUCUCCCAAGUUCGAUUAUAUUGCCAAUUUAAUCCCAUCAUCCUGUGCACGUUCGUAUCUUCAUGAAGACAAUAUCCAUGCUUCUCCUUGA
This is a messenger RNA of Lactuca saligna, 1097 nucleotides long. The record is from the annotation of a GenBank genome assembly. Lineage: Eukaryota; Viridiplantae; Streptophyta; Magnoliopsida; Asterales; Asteraceae.